AUGAGACUCUUUGCAGCCUCAGCAGUCGCCUUGACUGCCAUUGCUACCCUUGCCAGCACAACCGCAGCUGCUGCUGCGCCCUUUACGGCGGGUAAAUUCGCCCUCUCCACCGUCGAUGGCUCUUCCCGUUUGUCAGAGCCCUUCACUCCUCAAGCCGGCAUAGCUUCUCUGCCUACAAAGGUCGACUCGGAUGAGAUCAUUCGCCUCUCCUUCACUGUACCUACAGGAGGGAGUAGCGAUGAUGGCGAUGAGUCCUCCUCGUCGUCAUCAUCAUCAUCGAUCCCCAGCCAGAUUGUGCUGCAGCUCCUCUCCAAGAGCGAUUCCUCCAAGGCGGCCAGUUUUGUGCCCAACAUCAACAAGGGCAAUGGCAAAGUCACCUGGAGUCAGAGAGUCGAUCGGCUGCCUGUUGAAGCCCUCGCAACCCUCGACGCUGCAUACACUCUGCGCCUGCUCAUUGCAGGGGCAUCGACCAAGCCUCUCUCACUCGAGUUGGGUGACCUGACGAUCCCCACUCUCACCCUCGACGCAUCUUCUGCUGGUGUUUCGUCGACGAGAGAAUACAAGGCGAGGGAAAUGGGCUUCUAUCCGUGGCCCGAGCGACGUCACACCUUCCGCAAGGAAGUGACCGAGGGCAUGCCAGGCAAGACGAAAUCGCUCGUUGUCCUCGCAGUCAUCGUAACCGUCCCUUGGCUGGUACUCUUAGGUUUGCUCACCCCUCUGCUCGGCUCAGUCAAGCUCAACACCUCACCCAAGCCCUCCGUCUGUCUGCUCCUCGCCUCGCUCCUCUUCCUCGAGACGAUCGGUUUCCGCUACUACCGCGGAGACUUCACAUUGUUCAGGAUGCUGCCCUUCUUCCUUGCAGGAAGCGCCGUUGCUGCAGGCUCCGUCGUGGCAGGGGCGUUGGAAGGCGUAGGGGCUGCGAGUGGGUCAAGGAAGAGCGUCAAGAGUAGCUGA
Messenger RNA from Jaminaea rosea, 954 nucleotides. RefSeq lists its product as hypothetical. The record is from RefSeq and is a predicted model, not a curated record. The transcript is spliced from 3 exons. Bases 1 to 954 code for a protein of 317 amino acids. Lineage: Eukaryota; Fungi; Basidiomycota; Exobasidiomycetes; Microstromatales.